This is a messenger RNA of Beauveria bassiana ARSEF 2860, 2007 nucleotides long. RefSeq names its product ATP synthase regulation protein NCA2. The coding region runs from base 1 to 2007 and encodes 668 amino acids. Lineage: Eukaryota; Fungi; Ascomycota; Sordariomycetes; Hypocreales; Cordycipitaceae. Gene Ontology annotation, cellular component: mitochondrial outer membrane. The record is from RefSeq and is a predicted model, not a curated record. The transcript is spliced from 2 exons.
AUGACGCUCGUCAGUGACCAAGUCCGUCGCCUCGACGCAUACCUGGACCGCCUGCCCGUUCUGGCCGACUUGGCACCAGAUGACGCAGCCUCGGAUUCUGAUGAUCAAACCAUCGUUGCUGCUCAGGCUCUGACCUCACCAAGAAUUGAUCAGCUCCUGCAUCUCGUCCAGUCUCUAAGCAGUACUUCUUCAUCUCAGCCUCUUGUUCCCCUUGACUACGUUCGCUCGCUUUUGAUUCAGUCCGACAUUCUGGCGUACCAAGCCGAUGGUACAGCCAGCCUUUCGUCUGUUGAAGCUAAAAGCCACUACGAAAACGAAGUAGAGUGGCUUCUUGUCACAAAGGCCACAAUCCAGAUAUACGGGGCCAUUCUCAACACACUUCUUGACCGCAUCAUUCCUCUGGGCGAUGACAUCUGGUACUGGUCAGAGGUCCUCAAUUCUUACACGUACAGCAGCCUCUACACGGUCCAGACCUCACCUCUACGCUUUUGGGCAUGGACGCAGGAGGUAUACAUUGCCAGCAAGGCGCGCAUCAACUCAUUCGACGUGAGGGGAGCCUCGUCAGAUCUCGUACAGGCUGGAACUGGUGUGACGCAGCAAUGGCGCAAGUUUUAUGGUAUCGUCCGCGAGAGCAUCAUUGAACGAUCAUUGGUCAAUGUGCAGCGCAAGGUUCUCUCACCCGUGGCAUACUGUCGGAGUGAAGCCCGAAAGAAACGGGCAGAGCUCCAGAAGCUGAGAGAAAUCACUGCCAGCGGGCUUGGUGUUUUGAUGGACGAGGGUCUACAAUUCGAUUCCAGCGAUGGCACAGUUCAGAUGCAAGGUGCUCAUCUCAAGGGUAUCGUCGAGCGCAGUGUCGCGCUAAUCGAUAUGGUGCUGAAAGAAGUGUCUACUCUAGACAUGGGCGUUCACGAGUUUGAGGACAAGGUUUUUGCUGGUGUUGAAGAAGACGCCGAGCUUUCCGUGCACCUGGAAGACACUGCCACGCCUGGUAGGUCAUCUGUGCUCGCGCGACGGCUCUUGAACAUUAUCGACAAGGUUCUUCCUCAACAUGUGUCGACUAUGAACCAACUAGCUGUAGCCAACGGACGGCCGCAUGCUGUUGUGCGUUACUGGAUUCCUGUCAUUGUUAGUCUUGUCUCUUCGAGCACGAUACUGCGCAUUCUCGUCAAUCGCCGAGCUGAGAUUGUGGAAUGGGUGACUGAUUUUGGCGCUACGGUACGAGAUUUUUGGCUCAACUGGAUUGUUGACCCCACUCAAAAAAUUGUCAAGACCAUCCGACAUGACGAGACGAGUGAGAUUGCCAUUAUGAGCCGGGACAGCCUCAAGGCCGAUCGGGAAAGCCUGGAACGCAUGGUGGUUGAAUUCGCUCAGGACAAUCCGCAGUUUGUCGUGGAAGGCGUGGAAGGCUCAUCAAUCACCGAAGCCCAUGUUAGUGAGGUUCGCCGCAAAGUUGCCGAGGGCGAUGUGACUCCUGUGCUGCGUGCGUAUGAAAAGUAUCUAAGGAAGCCACUGGUGGGCGCCGUGACCGGAGACCUGGUGCGCUCACUGCUCAUUCAAGUGCAAAAGACCAAAGUCGACCUGGAAGUAGCCAUGACUGGCAUUGACUCACUGCUGAAGAGCCAAGAACUUGUUUUUGGGUUCGUGGGCCUGACACCGGGAGUUCUUGUUUCGAUCGGCGUCUUUCGCUACCUCCACGCGAUGCUAGGUGGUCGCUCGGGACGACAGCAGAGUGGUACAGCUGGCCGCGCCAUUCGCAUCCUGCGCAACAUUGACCGUAUCUUGUCCGAAGCGAGCCCCACAGACAGCAACAUGCUCUCGUACAAGGACCACGGGUUGUUGUUGUGCGAGUUGCAUGUGCUACGCAGCCUCACGACGACGCUCCUCCCAAGAAGCGUACAGCAGGACUUUUUGGAAGAUUUGGACGACCUGGCCAACAUCAAGGGCAUUGGUUUUCAAGCCAAGGCUCUGGCAAGAAUUCGCUGGGCCUAUGCGCGAUGGCUCAGAUAG